This is a messenger RNA of Williopsis jadinii, 1826 nucleotides long. It is a transcript of the gene RIM101, whose product is annotated as alkaline-responsive transcriptional regulator RIM101. Gene Ontology annotation, cellular component: nucleus. Gene Ontology annotation, biological process: positive regulation of transcription by RNA polymerase II. The transcript has a single exon. Bases 42 to 1601 code for a protein of 519 amino acids. The record is from RefSeq and is a predicted model, not a curated record. NCBI's taxonomy places the organism in Eukaryota, Fungi, Ascomycota, Saccharomycetes, Phaffomycetales, Wickerhamomycetaceae.
UGGGCCUGUCACAUGGGCAAAUGCUUCAGCAGAUGCCAGGGAUGAACGACAACUACCAUGCUGUCACUCAGCACAGUCACUACCCUACAAAUUUUGGGCUGAACAACUAUUCGAUCCCUCCGUUGGGGUCUGUUCUGGAGUCUUCCAACUUGCAACAGGUUGCACAGGUGCCAACGUACUUGCCAAAUCCAAAGGUCUUACUGCCAGAUGCAAGCUUUACAGCAAUGAUGCCUAAUUUGUCAACCCAGGGCUCUAUUGGUGGUGCUGGCAGUGUUGCUCAAACUGCAACCACUGCACAGCCACAAGGUCAACAUGACUCUGCUGCCGUAGCGCAACCGCCAAAAAAGCUCAAGUACUUGCGUAAGAACAAAGACGACGAUCAUAAAGGCCCACUGCAAUGUAAAUGGGACCACUGUCAUAUGAUGUUUGAAAAUGCGGAAGUCCUGUACAACCACUUGUGUGAUGACCAUGUUGGACGCAAAUCAAACCGUAAUUUGAACUUGAACUGUCACUGGGACACCUGCAGAGUGCAAACUGUGAAGCGUGAUCAUAUCACUUCGCACAUCAGGGUUCACAUUCCUUUGAAGCCUUAUGUCUGCACCACUUGUACAAAGAAGUUCAAAAGACCUCAAGAUUUGAAGAAGCACAUUAAGACACAUGCGGACUCUGCUACAAGAGCUGCUGAAAAGGCUGCUUUGCAGGCAGCACAGGCUCGUAACUUGAACUAUCAAAAUUCAUUCAGAUCCAGUAAUGGACUGGAUCAAUACGUUACUGGAGGUGCUAAUUCAGCAACGUCAGCUUUUGACUUGCAACAAUCCCAAUUUGAUUCCUUACUGGCCAUGGAGCCUUCUGAGCAAGAGUCAAGAAAGAGAAAACCAGAGAUGGUCAACCAAUUCUUUGACGAUGUUAAGAAGAGCAAGGUUACUCCACGUUACAACAACGAUAUGGCCUCCAGAUUGACCAACUUGGAAUUCAACAUGAACAAUGACUUUUCUCUCCCUCCACUCUCAAAUUCUGGUUCAUCAAAAUUCUUCAAGACAAACCAGGAAUUGUACGAUACCAACACUUUCUUCAACCAGUUGAGUGCAUCUUUGGACCAAUACACUCCAGCUUUGCAAGGUCAAAACCCUUCAUUGCCAACAUUGAAAUGUUCUGAACCAUUGCAAUCGUUGAACUCCUCCUCGCUAUACCCAUCGUUAUCUCUCGGUGCUACAGGAACCAACUUUGCUUAUCCACAGAUUGCCAACAGAAUGGAAUCAUCAACAACACAGAGUGACGCUUAUAGACGUUACAACAUUGGCAUCAACCAAAAGAGUGCCGAUGUUGACACUGUUGAAAGCGGAUGCGCUUCUGAGGAUUCUGAUGACUUCGACGAUGGUUAUGAGGAGUCCGAAUCCGAGUACGAAGAUGAGGAGAUGGCACAACUAUCCAAACAAAUGGAGUCGCUACGGGUUGAAGAUGACUUCAUUACUCGUCAUAAGAAGUUAAUCCAUGUUAUCCAGCACAGAUUAGCAGAGAUGAUUAAAGAAGUUGAAAACGCAGAUGAAAGUACUGAUAUCAGCGCGAAGAAGGAAUUAUACCCAAGUAUUGCUGCUUUCUAAACUUCUCUUACCUGUUUGGUGUUUUGGGGACUUUUUUUCUUAAUGAUUGUCAUGUCACACUGAGGUUUAUAAUAUAGGGGUUCAAUGUUUGGUUUUUUGUGUUUCUUUUCACUACGUUCUUUGUUGAGGAACUCUUCAGUUUACUUUACUCUUCUUUUUAUAGGUGGUGUUCUUUAGUUGUUUAUACGUUUAAAAGUGUAAUAGGUUAUGUGUGUGUUUUCCUUU